AUCAAACGGUGAAAGUCCAGACGGUAGAGAAGAAGACAGAAGAGGAAGACGGAAGACAUCUUCAUAACACUAGCAUUUGCCAGUUUAUGAUACCCACCAGUUUAAAUCCAUCAAACAUGAAUGAGGAGAAAUAUCCGCGAUCAUCGAUUGAGGAUGACUUCAAUUAUGGCACGAACGUCGCGAGCGCGAGCGUGCACAUCCGGAUGGAUUUUCUUCGCAAGGUUUACACCAUCCUGUCCUUGCAGAUUAUUGUAACCACUGUUAUAUCUGCUGUGUUUAUGCUCUGUGACCCCAUUAAAAGCUUUGUGCACUCCAGUCCCGCUCUGGUCCUGGUAUCUGCUGUCGGGUCUCUUAUCCUGCUCCUUGCCCUCGCUGUGUACCGACACCAGCACCCUAUCAAUCUAUAUUUGCUAUUUGGAUUUACACUGCUCGAGUCACUGUCUGUAGCUACUGCAGUGACAUUUUACGACUACACCAUAGUGCUCCAGGCUUUUGUGCUCACAUCUGCCGUGUUCCUGGGUCUCACUGCCUACACCUGCCAGUCCAAACGGGAUUUCAGCAAACUUGGGGCCAGUCUGUUCGCCGGCCUGUGGAUCCUGAUCAUUGCAGGUUUUCUGAGGCUUUUCUUUUACAACGACACCAUGGAGUUGGUUUUUGCUGGGGCCGGCGCGCUGCUGUUCUGUGGGUUUAUUAUUUUCGAUACGCACCUGCUGAUGCACAAGCUCUCACCAGAGGAACACGUCCUGGCGUCCAUCAAUCUGUACCUGGACAUAAUCAACCUCUUUCUGCACAUCCUGCGCAUUCUUGACUCAAUGAAGAAACACUGAAGGGUGUGAUGUUAUUUCAUUUUGGAGCUGAAUUCUGGGUACUUUAUUUCUGAGUAGAUUCAAAUACAGAAACAUUUUAAUUUAAUAAUCGGUAACACUUUACAAUAAGGUUAAAUUAGUAAACAUUAGUAAAUGCAUUAACUAACAUGAACAAAUAAUGAACCAUAUGGUUUUUGGGUAGUAGUACUAGUUAGUUAAUGUUAAUGCUUGAUUUUAUAAAUGUAUUAGUAAAUGAACAAAAAUUAAUAAAUGCUGUAGAAGUAUUGUUUAUGUUAGCUAAUGCAUUAACUAAUUAUUUACAAAUACACACUGUAAAAAAAUUCUGUAGAAAUUACAGUGUUAUUGCAGCUGGGUUGCCGGUAACUUACCGUAGAUUUAAAUGUAUGUUAUUUACUUGCAACAUUUUGUUCAAAGUUAAAUAAACAUUAAGCAAUUACAAGUCUUUGUCUUUACAGAGUAAAACUAAAAAAACAGCAUCAAGCAAAACAUUCUGAGAAACAAAAUCUGAAGCAAAAAAACAGAAAAAGGUUGAUGAUGAUUUCUGGUUCCCAGAAUGCUUUGCAUGAGGCUGUUAUUGUAUAGUUUUAUUCUGUAAAGAUAAAAACUUGUUAAUAUUUAAAAUUUAUUUAACUUUUAUAACUUUGAACAAACUCUUGCCAGUAAAUAACAUAAAUUUAAAUCUACGGUAAAUUACCGGCAACCCAGCUGCAAUAACAUUGUAAUUUUUUUUUUUUUUACAGUGCAAUCUUAUUGCGGUGUUUAGUAUCACAACACAGGAUAUUUUCCAAAAUAUAUUUGCAAUUUUCAACUAAUCGUAUUAAAGUAACCAGUGCAAUGUUAAACAUUCACAACCAAAUUGUACAUAUCAUUUAUUUGGAUUUAUGUCUUACAGAGGAUACACACUGAUGCCACUUUUGCAUCAAAAUUAUUUGUUAAGUGACUAUGUGCACCGUUCUCUUUAGAAAGUACUGUACAUGCAAGCGAUUUUGCAUAUAAUUUCUUCUCUACAGCAGGUGUUUAAAAUGUCACUUCUUGUAUGAUGUAUUACUUUCCUUAUGUUUCCAAACCAGGUGCAUCAUACAUUCAGCUCGCUUCAGUACUUUGGAUAUAUUUGAAAGCUAUAGCAAGUUAUGAUUCUAAAAAAAAUUACUUGAUCUUUUAAGCUGUGAUAGUUAUGAAUGCUAGUAUGCUUCCUGAAUUGUGUUAAGUGUGGUGUACCUCAUCUGUGCUAAUGUCCUGUCUAGUUGGGUGCAACUGUAAAUUAGUGAUAAUGGUUUGGGAACGCACUUUACAUCAAGCCUACACAUUUUGAUUCAUUUUGGUUGGUGCAUGGGAUGUUCAUCAUUAAAUAUUAAUAUUGUAAGCCUAUAAUCGACGUUAACAUUCCAAAAGCUUUUACACAAAACUGGUUUACUUUAAUACCAUAUAAACA
This is a messenger RNA of Misgurnus anguillicaudatus (oriental weatherfish), 2259 nucleotides long. It is a transcript of the gene tmbim4, whose product is annotated as transmembrane BAX inhibitor motif containing 4. The record is from RefSeq and is a predicted model, not a curated record. Gene Ontology annotation, cellular component: membrane. Lineage: Eukaryota; Metazoa; Chordata; Actinopteri; Cypriniformes; Cobitidae. Gene Ontology annotation, biological process: negative regulation of apoptotic process.